AUGCCGAAACACAAGAAAUGGAUUGAUAAAAAACAUUGUAAAACAUUUCAUUUGAUUCAUCAAAAUCAAAAUGCUGAAUAUCGUGACGGUGAAUUUGUGCAACAGUUGGUUAGGAAAAAGCAUAUGGAAGAAUACGACAAGUAUGGCAUAUACUUUGAUGAUGACUACAAUUAUUUGCAGCAUUUGAAAGAAGUGAACGAGGUAACAGAAAGUGGAGUAGGACAGUCAAUUAUUAGAAUACCUGUGGAGAAAACAAAUCUUUUAACAAACAUAUUCGAAGCAAAUGGUUAUGAAAUCAAUGCUGAAUUACUGAAGAUGGGAACAUUACCGCAUGAAAUGCAAAUCGAUCCGCAUGUAGUUGCGGAAUUGACAAGUGAUGAUUUCGAAUUUGAAAACCCAACUGAUGACUUAGAUGAUGACUUCGUCUUGCAAGCCAAUGGUGGUGAAUUACCUGUGCUACCACCACCGAUAUCAAUUUCAUUGAGGAAGAACGAAUUUCGUGUGAAAGCUGUUCAUAGUGAUGACGAUAGCAAUGAAGAAAUGGAUUUCAAUUCGAGCUAUGAUGAUCACAAGUCGGAAAAAGAUAUUUUCGUCCAUAUAGAAAAUAAGGGUGGACUGAUUGAUGAACAGUUCGAUAAAUUAUAUGAGGAAUACAAUGAAACAGAAGAUGAAAAUGAGGAGGCAGAGGAGUUUCUUUUGGAUCCAAGCUCUGAUCGAAUGAAAAUGCUUGUGGAAGAUUUCAAAAAGAAAAGAGUGGAACUUGUUCUGCAAAAAGAUGUAUUGUCUCAUUGUUAUCCCGAAACAAAUGAUGAAGCGCUGGAGGUUGAUGAACAGAUGGAGAAGAUCACAAUAAUUUGUCCUAAAAAGAAAAAAAUCAAAUGGGAUUGCGAAACAGCUGUCUCCGCUUAUUCCAAUAUUUAUAAUCGGCCUGCUGUCAUUGUUGAUUCUUCACGUAAACAAAAAUUGAAAUCGGUUUUAAGGCAAAUCGAAAAAAUGGAUUAUUCAGUUCAAUCAGGAACUAAGUCAGCGAUUUCAAGGGUAUCCUCAGCAACGAUGAAAAGACGUGGGGAAACAGCGGAAGAGCGAAAAGCAAGGAAAGCAGCUAUUAAAAUGAUUCGAGCUGAGCGAAGAGCUGAAAAGAAAUGUAAUAAAUUAACAUUUAAAGAAGAGCGAAAGAAAGCGGCUUCAUGCUGCCAUGAUUGGGAUAGUGCGAUUGUUGCUACUCCAGAAGAAAUAAAUCUUGCUCAUCUUGGUCCAUUAUGGACCUACUUUGGUAAAAAAUCAGAGAAUGUUUCGAUUUUUCAUUCUCGUGAAUAUAUGCAGAAACGUGUGGGAAAGUUUAAGGAUAUUAAUUCAGAAAGAAUUUUCAACCACAAUUAUUCAUCUAUGACGGCUUGGCUCAAAGAAUAUGCUAUGAAAUAUCCAAACAUAACAUGGUUAUAUUCAAUUGGCGAAAGUCUGAGAAAUAAAACAUUAUGGGUAUUGGCUAUUUCAAGAACUCCGCGGACCCAUAGGCUUGGUGUUCCAGAAAUCAAAUAUGUCGCAAAUAUGCAUGGGAAUGAAGUUGUAGGCCGCGAAGCAAUGCUUUAUCUUAUUGCGUUAUUGUGUGAUAAUUACGGAAAGAACUGGUAUUUGACGAAUUUAGUAAAUAAUUUGAGAAUUCAUAUAAUGCCUUCAAUAAAUCCAGAUGGAUAUGAACUCGGUAAUGAAGGUGACCGUUCUGGGUUUACUGGUCGUUCAAAUGAUCAUGGUAUUGAUCUUAACCGGAAUUUUCCGGCACGUUUUCCCACACAUCGAGACAAAUCUGGAGGAAUUUUUCUCGAAAAGGAAACAAUAGCAGCAAUUAAGUGGUUCCGGCAGUAUCCAUUUGUCCUUUCUGCUAAUUUCCAUGGAGGUUCCUUAGUAGCUAAUUAUCCAUAUGAUGAUUCGACGACAGGGCAGGAUAACAUUUACUCGCCGACUGUAGAUGAUCGUCUUUUCGUAGCUUUAGCAUAUUCCUAUGCUCGAGCACAUUCUAAUAUGUGGAAAACCGGCCGAAGAUGUGGUUUGAAUAUUAACGGUGAUUUCUUUUUGAAUGGUAUCACAAAUGGUGCAUUCUGGUACCAUGUAGCUGGUGGGAUGCAAGAUUGGCAAUAUGUUAAUACAAACUGCUUGGAAAUUACCAUCGAAAUGGGUUGUUACAAAUUCCCUCAGAAGAACAUGUUGCCGCAACUGUGGGAUGAACACAAGUAUUCACUUCUUGCGUAUAUGGAGUAUGUGCAUCGAGGAAUAAGAGGGUUUGUGCUUGAUCAAAGGGGCCAUCCAGUCAAAAAUGCUGUAUUAUCAAUUAAUCAAGGGAAGAAUAUAACAACAACGGAUGAAGGCGAGUUCUGGCGGAUUCUCCUGCCUGGUAGAUACACGGUGUUGGUUAGUCACCGAAAGUACCUACCACAAAUUUUGAAUAUUACCGUUGAUGAAGGAUCUGCAAAACUUAUCAAUGUUACACUAGAACAAAAACUGUGCAGGGAAAACACAGUUGAUAGUAUUCGUGUGAGAGGAGAAGGGGCAGUACGUAUUGCGGUGUUUGGUGUCGAUUCAUUGGGGAAGUCUGUUGUUCAAGAAUUAGCAAAUGCUACCUGCUUACCGGAGGACUUGUUUGUUGAAAUACUUCAACAAUCUACUUUAUAUUUGUUCCCAUCGAUGUCGGCAGAACGUGCUCUUUAUCUGAAGGAUCAUGAAUUGGAUGUGCUGUUAUUGUUUGGACAAGGAAUACCAAAAUCAACUUUAUUUAGUGCUGGCAUCAAUACUCCCAGUCAGUUUGAUCAAAAAAAUUUUGAUGACAGCUUAAUGGUUGUACUGAAUAGUAAAACAAUUAGUUGCGUUAAUCAUAUGCUAGAUAAAGCGGUCUCAUCGAUGACUGAUGCAUUAAAUGUGGUAAAAACAUUUCAACUAGGUAUUUCGUUGGGUUGUGACUUCAGUGACCCACAAUUAACACUUACUGCUGUUGCUACUAUUUUACAGAUUAUAGUAAAUGUUUUUAUUGGUGUGAAAGAUCCUGUAACAGAAUAUUCGACCACUGAUUUGGGAGCUAGUUUAUUAGCAAAGGCAACCGAAGCAAGUGGUGCUAAUCUACAGCGUAUAGAAGAAGAGAAUUGUGCUUCGAUGAUCAACAUUGGUUUGAUGAAAGCUAUGGUAUUUGGUGAUGGUCGCAUGCCGUAUAUUCUUGUAAUGGCCAUUGAACAGAAAACAUCAUCAGUGGUUUAUGACUUUGCAGCGGAUCUUUGUUUAGAAUUGUUGCAAUACCGGAUUGUUCGUGAAGUACUGAAUACAUCAACGCUAAUUCUAAUUCCCAGCAUACCAUACACACAAUUGUACUGUCAUGAUUACAUGUCAGUGAUGCAGUUUAAACCAUUCAUUGAACAAGUUUUGGAUAUCUAUCCUCUUAUCGAUUAUGCUAUAUUAUUGGGUACAGGUGGGAUGAAAGUGCGUUACAGUGAUGUUUCCAGAACGGGAAGAACCAGAGAUUUGGCAUUAAAUUACAUUUCACAACAUACAGUAAUUAAACCAACUGGGAAUGAGAUGUGUAGCAGGAAUAAUUUUAUGCCAUUAUCGACUGUAAGUGAACUCCAAUGGGAUAUGGAGCAUUGGCAAAAGGCACCAGAUAUUCUGCUUGUGGAAGUAGCCUGUUGUUUUGAAGAAGGCGGAAAUCUUUACGCAGAAAAUAAGGCUUCAUUAUUAUCGACUAUUUCUAAGAGAGUGCAAGGUUUGUCGGGUACUAUCAAAGAAAUAGACGGUAAUCCAGUGAAAGCACCGGUGAAAUUAACUGUUGGCAGUCUCGUUUUUUAUACGAAACUCGAUGGCUGUUACUAUAUUUGGUUAUCUCCUGGAGUUCAUACCAUUGACGUACAUAAGAAGGGUUAUUAUCAGUAUACUUUUUCAGCUAAGAUUGUUUUAUCUAAGCAAGCUGUGCAUGACAUACUGUUAACAGAAUCCUCCUUCGCAUUUUCUUCGUUGUUCAAGAGGGAAAAUCUUUUUAUUUCGUUUACUGCAUUUUGCAUGUUGGCAUUUGUUUUUAUUGGUUUAUACCGAUUAAGCGUUGUACAUAAAAUAAAAUCGAUCAAACGAUGGGGAGAUGGUUUUGAGCGCCUUCCUUUGAAUGAUUUCGAUUCUAACGCAUCUGAUGAUGAUGUUGUUCUUGAUUCGACCAAGUAUCCCUUCAUGGGCCUUAUUAAACCAUUUCGAAUUAUUGCUUAA
This is a messenger RNA of Brugia pahangi, 4233 nucleotides long. The record is from the annotation of a GenBank genome assembly. Lineage: Eukaryota; Metazoa; Nematoda; Chromadorea; Rhabditida; Onchocercidae.